AUGUCCGCCGAUUUCUGGGCUGGCUACGUCAGCGGUGCCGUAGGCAUCAUCAUCGGCAAUCCUCUUGAUCUCCUCAAAGUCCGUCUUCAAGCCCCUCCUACCGCUCCUCCUCCCGGCCAGAUCCCCGCAGCCGCCGCAUCCUCCUACGUCCGUCACUUCGAAACCCCUGCCUCUCUAGUAUCCGGCUCAGCUGCCCCGAUCCUCGGCUACGGCGCUCUCAAUGCUCUACUCUUCGUCUCCUACAACCGCACCGAGGCGGCCCUUAAUUCAGCCCUCAACGUGAAGUCCAGUUUGUGGACCACGUGGAUCGCCGGUGCAGUCGGUGGCCUGGCCACUUGGGUAGUCAGUACGCCUACGGAGCUGAUUAAAUGUCGAGCUCAACUUUCUUCCCCGCCAGCAUCGAGCUGGGCUAUAACCAAGGAUGUCUGGCGCGCUGAGGGCCUAAGGGGAUUGUACUUUGGUGGCGUGGUAACAGCGCUGCGGGACAGCGUCGGCUAUGGCUUCUACUUCUGGUCGUACGAGCUCAGCACCCGCUGGAUGGGCGUUGCUACAGCCGACUCUGGGCCGGAGACAAACCUUCGUGAGGAGGCGGCCAAGGUUCUCUUCUGCGGUGGGCUCGCCGGUAUCGUGACGUGGGUGAGCAUCUUUCCCCUAGAUGUCAUCAAAACACGCGUGCAGACCCAGGCGUUCCAAAGGUCGCCGGAAACGACGCCGCUCCUUGCUACACAGGGGUCAGAGGCCCCGAGACGGGCCGGCGCAAUACAGGUCGCUCGAGAGGCGUACCGAGAAGGUGGUAUGAAGGUUUUCUUCAGGGGCUUGACUAUUUGCAGCGUCAGAGCCUUCGUCGUUAACGCGGUUCAGUGGGCCGUGUACGAAUGGGUCAUGUAUGAAAUGGGCCAAGGCCGCAGAAGGCCUGCUGCCAUGAUAGAGUCUGAGUCUGGACAGCCAUUAUAG
Molecule: messenger RNA, 954 nt
Organism: Colletotrichum truncatum
Lineage: Eukaryota; Fungi; Ascomycota; Sordariomycetes; Glomerellales; Glomerellaceae
Product: mitochondrial carrier protein
Biological process (GO): transmembrane transport
Molecular function (GO): transmembrane transporter activity
Source: RefSeq, a predicted model, not a curated record